Molecule: messenger RNA, 2524 nt
Organism: Rhineura floridana
Lineage: Eukaryota; Metazoa; Chordata; Lepidosauria; Squamata; Rhineuridae
Gene: CTXN1
Product: cortexin 1
Exons: 4
Coding region: 679-933 (84 amino acids)
Source: RefSeq, a predicted model, not a curated record
CCUCGGCAGAAGGUGGAGCGGGCCGGGCUGAGUGCGGGCAGCGCGGCGAGGGCCGCUUGAGAGCCUCCUGCGCUCCGAGCCGCAGCUGGCGGCGGAGGGAGGCAGCCCCCGGCCGGGGCCACCCCCUGCAAGACCCGGGGAGCGCCCCAUCCUCGCGGCCCAGGCUGCGCGCAGACCCGCCCUUCCCCGGGAGCCUGGAGAGCCGCUGCCGGCCGGGGCGGACCAGACGGGGCGAGGAACCAUCUGGGGGUGUCUGCGAAGGACAGUUUUCGCAGCAGCGUCUUCUUCCCUGGAGGGGGGGAGUGGUACCUCUUCCUUCUUGAAGAUGGCAUGCAGCAGGGCUGAUGGAUGGACUGGGGGUACCACCUUGCUGAGGCCCAACAGUCUCUCUGCCUGACGAAGACAGCGCUCUGGUUCCAGAGAGCAAGGGGGCGGCGGACAGGAUGCAGGCCUUCCCCCCCUGGUCCUAGAGAUGCGAGCUGCCCAGCACGGCAAGUGGAAGGUGACUGGAGCAUUCAGCCAGCGACGGGACAUCACCUCAUCUUUCCACAUCAUGGAGUAGAACUCUGGAAAGAAAAAGGAGCACCCUCCCCACACAUACGCACUUGGCCCUGGAAGAUGUGGUCUGCGUGACAGGCCGGGUGAGCGCCGGUGAGAAGGGUUUGUUGCACUGCAGCCAUGGAUGACGCCUCGACGCUGGAUUACAAAUUGCUCUCCCCGGGGCAGGCGGAGCCUGUCCCCAACGCCCUCGGGAUGGACGCAGAGCAAAAGACGGUCUUUGCCUUUGUCAUCUUUUUGCUGGUCUUCUUGGUGAUGCUGAUGGUGCGUUGUUUCCGGAUCCUCCUCGACCCGUACAGCCGGAUGCCGGCCUCGUCCUGGACCGACCACAAGGAGGGGCUGGAGAGAGGCCAGUUUGAUUACGCUCUGGUGUAGCUUGGGGGCAAGAUCUGGGGACCGGGCGUGCUCCCCUAAUGACGGUGCGCCUUGGAGCCCUCCAGAGUGGGUGCUUGUGGAAGCUGUGUCUGAGUGUCCCCGGGGUGUCUGUCUGUGUCUUUUGGGGGGGCUGGGGGAGGGGCUGGUGAUGUGGGGUCAUGACCUUUUCCGUUUCAUAAGGCGAUGACGAUUUGUAUCCGGUGUUAGUUCUGCCAUGGAAACUAAUGGGCGUGACUGACCGUCAAUUUCAGUGGGUCUGCUCCGAGUAGGGCUUGGGGGGCUACAACCCACUGAUCGGAUGCCAACCGCAAAUACCAUAUUGAGCAAGCAUUGAAAGGUUUUAACUUGUGCGAGCUGAAUGUGCCUAAAGUAAAGGAGAUGACUCGUUAGGGCACUGGGAAAUUUCCCUGUGCAAGUUACCGUAUGCAAAUCGCCCUAAUUGUCAUUGGGGGAAAAAAUCCAGAUCCCCCCCUUCAACAUUUUCUGGGAAAUCCGCACCACAGGAGUGGGGGGGGGAAUCUUGGGUUUGAUCCAACUUCUCACCUGUGUUCAGUGUGAAGCUGUGUGUCUUUAGGGAGGAGGGCAUAACCCUUUUUGCUGAGACCCACAAGCGUCUUGUCUUGUGUUGGGUUGGGUUUGGGGGUGGGCAAAGGGGCAGGAGGGAGGGAAAUGCUAUGUUGUGUUGUGGGGUGUGUGUGUGUGGGAUGCUUCAGCAGUGAGGUCUUGGGUGGGCAAGGGCGUCAAAGCCAAUUUAAAAUUUUGAGAAACAGGACUGUUGUCUUUUCCCAGGAGAAUUUUGGCCAGGUGCAAACCUGCCAGCUUCAGCCUUGCUGGCAGUCUGGUUUUUUCCCUCCUGAUAUGGAGAGUGGUCCUCUCCCUGCCCCCCUCCAUUGUUCUGUGAGGGCAAAAUUGUGCUUUAGUCUGCAUGUGCUCAGAGAUGCUCUUAGCUAGGCCAGCUCUUUAACAAAAUGAGUGUGCGGGUUCCCAUUUCAUAUCUUACCUCCACCACAAGCUCGCUAGGCAGCAUUAGUUGAGUCUCUUCUUCUCUCAGCCUACCUUUAGCAACCGGAGAUGCUGCUCCUGUCCUGUCUUGUGGGGCUGUUGUGAAGGUUACUGAGAUGACGACGGACCUCAUUUUGUUAACCCUUUGCAUCUUCUAAAGCUGAGCUGAGGGCUGAAAAUGUUGUGUUCUAACUGUGCAGCCUUGAGUGUUUCUAUGUCACAGUGAAGUUUUUGACCUGUGCUUGUUCAGUGUUUGGGGGGGUGGGAGAUGGCACUCUGCUCAUGGGCAGAGGCACCAUCGUUUCUGUUGCUUUGCAGGGUCAAAUGACAGGACUGAAAACAGCUAAAUCGUAGCAGUGUUUUGGUAAUCGGUGAAGCAUUUUUUAAUUUGUUUGCGGAAUAUUAAGCGGGGAGGGGGAGGAGGGGAAAAGCCCCUUUGAAAAAAGGGUUGGACUGGGGUGUCACAAUCGUAUCGUGGCUCUUCAGAUUCUGACUGCUCAGGCAGUCUGAAUAUUUUCAGCGCAAUCUCUGGUGACGGGAUACAUUCGCCACGCGAUUGUCUCUGCCAGGUUUGGUUUGAUCUUUAGGA